CGGUCCCGGAUCGGAAAGACGGAAUGUUUAUCAAGUCACUGUGUUUUUGACAUUUUUUGACGGCUGUUUUUAAAACAAAGUGCUUACUUCUCAGGAGAUAGGGUCGAUCUAUAAUAAAAAAGGGUGUUAUUUUGUCUUGGCAUGCUUGUCUACCUACCAUGAUAUAAAACCAUAAUCGACAUGAUCUCAUUAAGAUAGCCAGACAUCAAUAAAGAAGUUAUGGCAACAAUGUCGAUGGUAUUAUCGCAUUUAAAUGCAUCGCUAGAUGCUUCGUCUUAUAUCAUAGCAAUGGGCAUUGUGGAUAUACUCACAUUUGGAGCACCCGUUCAGCCAGAAAGGGAGAACAAGGUACAACCACGCGGCAAAGCAAGCAAUGAACACGACUUUAACCGACAAAAGCCAGGACGAUACUUUGCACCUCCAAAGCAACCAAGAAGGGCUGCUAGUGAUCCAGGCUGGACAGCUGAAGAAAGUGUGAGAUCAUCUAGUCUAUUCAAUCGACCUGUCCCCGUUCGUGCGUGUAGCAGUCUUGAUUCGGAAUUGAAAACAAGUCCAUCAUCUGCUUUCACGUUUUGGAAGCAACAGAGGAGAGUAGGAUCGCACGAGGUCCAAUCAGAUCAUACAAGACGAAAGGUGAGCGUAUCCCAUUCAAGCUCCGAUAGUGGCUUACAUCAUUAUCAAAAGAAAAUCCUUUCUCAACAAAUGCAAAGAACGAUGCGAAUCCAACCUUACGUCAGAGCAACGAUCAUAAUUUCAUUAUUGGCUUCUUGGUUCUUUUUCAGUAUGUUUCUCACUCUUGUUAUCAAACAAGGACCAAAAAAGGCAACCUUUACUACCGCACAUAUGAUCUUUGGACCGGCACUAUAUUCCGGCAGAUUGGCAAGCUCCUAUGCUAAAAAUGGCUUGCGUGCCAUCUCCAAUUAUACCUAUACUAAGCUUUCCUCUAUCACUCCUCCUGCUUCAUGAAUGCUGUAUUCCAACCUGUAUCUUAUUUGUAUUAUAGUAUUCCACCUUUUAUUCUUGCUAAUGAAUGACAAUGAUGAGAGUUUUGAGCAUACC
Meira miltonrushii is the source of this 1059-nucleotide messenger RNA. RefSeq lists its product as uncharacterized. Lineage: Eukaryota; Fungi; Basidiomycota; Exobasidiomycetes; Exobasidiales; Brachybasidiaceae. The coding region runs from base 229 to 966 and encodes 245 amino acids. The record is from RefSeq and is a predicted model, not a curated record. The transcript has a single exon.